UCGCCUGUCUAACUCAUAUAAGGUCUGCCAUGCUUGCUGCACGAUUUCUUGCAUUACCUCGUUUCAAAUCUUUCGCCUUCACUACACAAUCUAUACGCACAAUGUCGUCUCAUGAAGCUGUCAUCGUUGCUGCAUCAAGAACGCCUGUUGGCUCACUCAACGGCGCUCUGAAGACCUUCACUGCCCCACAACUCGGUGUCGUUGCUCUCAAACAUGCAUUUGAGAGCUCGGGAGUGGAUCCUGCCAUUGUCGAGGAAAUCUACCUUGGAAAUGUCGUGCAGGCUGGUGUUGGUCAAUCCCCGGCACGGCAGGUAGCUCUCUCUGCUGGCAUGAAGUCGUCGUCAGAUGCUACUACCAUCAACAAAGUUUGUGCUAGUGGAAUGAAGUCCAUCAUGCUCGCUGCUCAGAGCAUUGAGAGCGGUUACAAGACCGUCGUUGCUGCCGGAGGAAUGGAGAGCAUGAGUAAUGCACCUUUCCUGCUCCCCCGUCAAAACCCAUUGUUUGGUAAAUUCGAGACCAAAGACUCAGUAGAGAUUGAUGGACUAUGGGAUGUUUACAACAACUUUGCCAUGGGUAACUGUGGUGAAUCUGCUGCCGAAAAAUACGGUAUCUCGCGAGAAGCUCAAGAUGCUCAUGCUAUCGAAUCCUACAAGCGCGCUGACCGGGCUUGGAAACAAAAUGUAUUCGAUAAAGAGAUCGCACCCGUCACCGUGAAGGGCAAGAAGGGUGACACCGUGGUCAAGGAGGAUGAGGAAUACAAGAAGGUUAUCUUCGACAAAGUGCCAUCACUCAGGUCCGCCUUCAAGCAGGGAGGUACCAUUACCGCCGCGAACUCCUCUAAUCUCAACGACGGUGCAUCUGCUCUCAUCCUCAUGUCUGCCGAGAAGGCCAAAGAGCUUGGUCUUAAGCCUCUCGCCAAAGUAGUCUCAUAUGCCGAUGCUGGAGUUGACCCCAUUGAUUUCCCCAUGGCCCCAACUGUUGCACUACCCGAAGCUCUACGAAAAGCUAACUUGACCGUGGACGAUAUAUCACGAUUCGAGAUCAACGAAGCAUUCUCUGUCGUCGUUCGUAUUGCAGAAAAAGUGCUGAACAUUGAUCCUGCAAAGAUCAACAUUGACGGUGGUGCCGUUGCUCUUGGUCACGCCAUUGGGAACUCGGGUUCGCGCAUUGUCGUAUCUAUGGUCCAUGCUUUGAAACCAGGACAGUAUGGAGCUGCUGGAAUUUGCAACGGUGGCGGAGCUGCGUCUGCCAUUGUUAUCCAGAGGCUAUAAUUUGGUAUAGUCUCUGCAUGUUGCGAUCACCAUUGAGGGGCUUUGGGCACUACUUGUACAAGAUGAACCUGUACUACUAGAUAAAACUACAUAGCUGUAUUGGGCCGUCUGCUACUCACAUUUAAUAAUGCAAUUGGUCGAAGCUACUGUAUCU
Serpula lacrymans var. lacrymans S7.9 is the source of this 1425-nucleotide messenger RNA. RefSeq lists its product as uncharacterized. The record is from RefSeq and is a predicted model, not a curated record. Gene Ontology annotation, molecular function: acetyl-CoA C-acetyltransferase activity. NCBI's taxonomy places the organism in Eukaryota, Fungi, Basidiomycota, Agaricomycetes, Boletales, Serpulaceae. The transcript is spliced from 6 exons. Gene Ontology annotation, biological process: fatty acid beta-oxidation. Bases 102 to 1271 code for a protein of 389 amino acids.